UCCUCCAUGGUAAAACUCUGACAUCAUGUAUGAGCACUUUUCUGCUGACUACGAUGAUGUCUUCAAGGCUGCUGAAUUUAAGAAUCUUGACGAUGUUGAGAGCUUUGGACGGCGAUUCCGAAAGGUGUCCCUACAGCUUCAGGACAAUGAGUGCAAUAAGGUUGUGGGGCGCAUGACAAUUUGUGCUUCUCAUGCCUUUGCAGGGGAUGAUCUUUGCUUCUACGACGCCAUUGUGAAAAAGGUACAACAUAAAGAGCACUCAUUUGAGAGUGGAGAGGAGGAAUGCUUGUGCAACUUCAUUUUAAACUGGCAACAUGGUCCCAAUGUUGGGAACCUGACAUCUGCUACAGUAGAAAACAUAUGCUUGAUCCAACAUACUACCGGUAUUGAUCCGAAGGUGGCCUCUUUCCUGAAGAAAUCAAGGGACAAAAUUGAGAUGGCCUACAUUAUAACUCAACUUCCCAAGGUGGGGAUGGAGCCAAAGCACAAGGAAUAUAGCCAUGAGAUGUACAGCACUUCAUCUAUUAAUUUGUUUGUAGCAUAUGUUAUUGUCUUGCCUCAUCUGUGUUUGUAGGAAACAAAUUUUGAUAGGCAUCUUUCCAUUCAAUUCUUUGUGUUGGGUAAUGAUUGGGACUGGAACACCCCUCAUUGGGCUUGAGGAAAUCAUCCAUGAUAAUGUUUUCAUGGUUUUAGAUUUUAACAAUUGCUUCCAAUGUAUCACCGGUCUCUCAUUUUAGAUAUUGUUUAUUAAGUUUCAAAAUGGAAACUGUAAUUUUAAAUAUGAUGACUCGUAAGUCUCAGUA
Vitis riparia (riverbank grape) is the source of this 803-nucleotide messenger RNA. RefSeq lists its product as uncharacterized. Bases 26 to 574 code for a protein of 182 amino acids. The transcript has 2 exons. NCBI's taxonomy places the organism in Eukaryota, Viridiplantae, Streptophyta, Magnoliopsida, Vitales, Vitaceae. The record is from RefSeq and is a predicted model, not a curated record. Gene Ontology annotation, molecular function: chromatin binding.